UCCACCGCCAAGAAGUCAACUAUGGGUCCCCUUUCAGUGUUAUUCUUCUUCUUUUUUCCAAAAUGUCAUGGUUUCUGUCACCAAUAACCCUCGGGCACCUCAGAGGAAUAGUACUGAUCAUCGAAAACCAGAGCCUGUAGAGAUUGUUUGUAACUACUGUCGUAAGCCAGGCCAUAUGAAACGUGAUUGUCGGAAAUUGCUAUGUAAGAAUAGUCAACGAUCUCAACAUGCUCAGAUAGCCUCCACAUGUGAUAUACCAGAGGCGUCAGUUACUAUUUCGACAGAUGAGUUUGCUAAGUUUCAGAAUUACCAAGAGUCAUUACAAGCGUCAUCUUCCUCUACUCCGAUUGCAUCCACUGUUGCCCCAGGAUCGUGUGACGAAGAAGAUUAUUGGUAGAGGAUAUGAGUCAGGAGGCCUUUAUCUCUUUGAUCAUCAAGUAUCGCAAGCUGUGGCGUGUCCUGUCGUUCCCUCUCCUUUUGAAGUCCAUUGUCGUUUAGGUCAUCCAUCUUUGUUCGUGUUGAAGAAACUUUAUCCAGAAUUUAGGUCUUUGUCCUCUUUAAAUUGUGAUUCGUGUCAAUUUGCGAAAUUUCAUC
Messenger RNA from Cucumis sativus (cucumber), 594 nucleotides. RefSeq lists its product as uncharacterized. The transcript has 2 exons. Gene Ontology annotation, molecular function: nucleic acid binding; zinc ion binding. NCBI's taxonomy places the organism in Eukaryota, Viridiplantae, Streptophyta, Magnoliopsida, Cucurbitales, Cucurbitaceae. The record is from RefSeq and is a predicted model, not a curated record. The coding region runs from base 68 to 397 and encodes 109 amino acids.